AUUUGGAAGUUCAUAAAAGAGACCCCUUUCGGAGAUACAUCCCAAGACCUUACCCGUUUAAUGCCAGUCAGUACUGUGAGCACAGAGACAAUCAUGCCGGUGCCCAGGAAAGCAGGAAGGAAAAGCAGUAGCGCUGCAGAAGAAAAGCUGCCACCAUAUGAACCAAAUAUCCCUGAGCCCACCACCAGGGCUGACUUCAUGAAAUACUGGCUCCCCCUGUCUCUGGAUGAUAAAACUGCUCAGAAGCUGUUGUGGAUUUCAGAGGGUGGCUCUAAGGUAGCUCGUACUUCAGAUGCUGUCUGCCCGUAUCCCAACAGGCCUGAGAGAUAUGAGCACUCUCCACAGGUGCUGUGUAAGGAAAGCCUGCUGGGCUGUCGGGGGUACUGGGAGGUGGACUACGAUGGCUGGGUGGUGAUUGGGGUGGUGUGUGAGAGCGCACCCAGGAAGGUCCAGGACGGGCCCUGCGGCCUUGGGGAAAACACCACCUCCUGGGGCGUCGGCUGGUCCGGUUCCUGCUAUCAAGUCUGGCACAACAGCGAGAACGUGGACGUCCAGCUGCCUGCGUGUCCCACCAUAGGCGUCUACAUCGACCAGCCCGCCGGCAUCAUAAAGUUCCUCAUAGUGGAGGGGGAGGGCGAGAAAGAGGUGCAGCUGAUUCACAAGUUCAAAGCCAACGUGCCGGAGAAGAUUUUUCCCGGGUUCUGGGUUGGCACAAGUUCCUUCUGCCUUAUUAGGAAAAAGGAUCAGUGACACAGGGGAGAAUUACCAUGAGGAAGGGUCAAGUAGUGUACAUUUAAAAAGGAGGAAGCUGCUUCCUCUGGUGCAUGACAGAAGCUUAUUUAUUUCAUACUAUAGCCAGUAAUUAUUUGACUGAAUAUUGUGUAUUUUGUGAAUUUGAUUUAACCGAGAGAAAUUAAAGUAUGCUUCGUUACACGCAGGGCUUCACAUGAGUGCUUGUUAAGAGUCUGUUUCUUUGUCCAUGUGCUUAGUGUGGCCAAUAAAUCUUGCCAUUGUGUAA
This is a messenger RNA of Mugil cephalus (flathead mullet), 1018 nucleotides long. RefSeq lists its product as uncharacterized. The coding region runs from base 61 to 750 and encodes 229 amino acids. Lineage: Eukaryota; Metazoa; Chordata; Actinopteri; Mugiliformes; Mugilidae. The record is from RefSeq and is a predicted model, not a curated record. Gene Ontology annotation, molecular function: protein binding. The transcript has 5 exons.